GAUGUGUUUCAGCAUGGGCAGUUGAAACAGCAGGACACUGCUCAAUAGUGUAACUUUUACAGAAUACUAAAAUAUUAAUUUCUGAUAUACAUAUGGGAAAUUGAUAACUAAUAUUGUUGUACGGAAGCUAAGACUGUGCCGAUUUUAGAUUUUCAUUCAUUUGUUUUGUCUUGAACGACAAGGAAAAUGCCAGUAGCAACUCUAUUGCCUUUUACAGCUACCCCGAGUAGGAAGUCUGCCAGCCCGACCUCCUUUAGAUUGACAGAGAAAUUCAUUUUGCUAUUAGUUUUUAGCGCUUUUAUUACGCUUUGUUUCGGGGCAAUUUUUUUCCUGCCGGAUUCAUCGAAGCUACUGAGCGGAGUUUUCUUCCACUCGUCUGCGGUAGAAACCAACACGCGAACAGGUACGGAUAGUGAUUCAAACGUUGCAGUUGGGACCGACGAAAAGAUAUUAACCAAGAUUAGAAAGGACCACGAAAAGGCUUUGGUUGAAGCAAAAGACACUCUCCAGAAACGACCAGACGAGAUAAAGCAAGAUAUACAAGACGAGAAGGACAAAGUUUUGAAGGAAGGUAAAGGUGGGAAAGAUUACAAUAACCUACCAGUCAUUGAAUAUGUUCGGCCACCCGGAGCAACAGGGCACGAGCCCUCCGAUCCGGAAACCAAAGAGAGACGAGCAAAAAUUAAAGAGAUGAUGACAUUUGCCUGGGACAGUUACAAGCGCUACGCCUGGGGAUCUAAUGAGCUGAGGCCUGUUUCCAAGCAAGGCCACUCCAGCAAUCUGUUUGGGAGCAUAAAAGGAGCCACCAUCGUGGAUGCUCUGGAUACCCUGUACAUCAUGGAGAUGUUUGAGGACUUUGACAUGGCCACAGAGUGGGUGGAGAAGAACCUGGACUUCAACGUGAAUGCUGAGGUCUCUGUCUUUGAAGUGAACAUCCGGUUUGUCGGAGGCCUGCUCUCUGCCUAUUACCUUUCUGGCAAAGAGGUGUUCAGGAGGAAGGCCAUAGAACUGGGAGAGAAGCUGUUGCCUGCAUUCAAAACCCCCACAGGCAUCCCCUGGGCCCUCCUAAACCUGAAGAGUGGCAUCGGGAGGAACUGGCCAUGGGCGUCUGGAGGCAGCAGCAUCCUGGCGGAGUACGGCACCCUGCACCUGGAGUUCAUGCAGCUCUCCAAGCUGUCAGGGAACCCAGCCUUCGCAGAGAAGGUCAUGAACAUCCGGAAGGUUCUGAAUCGCCUUGAUAAGCCCCAGGGACUGUACCCCAACUACCUGAACCCUAACAGCGGACAGUGGGGACAACAUCAUGUGUCAGUGGGCGGCCUGGGAGACAGCUUCUAUGAGUACCUCCUCAAGGCCUGGCUGAUGUCGGACAAGACAGACGAGGAGGGCAAGAAGCUCUACUACGAAGCUCUGCAGGCCAUUGAGACCAGUUUGAUAAGAAAGUCCAGCGGUGGCCUGAUGUACAUCGCUGAGUGGAAGGGCGGGCUGCUGGAGCACAAGAUGGGUCACCUGACGUGCUUCGCCGGGGGCAUGAUCGCCCUGGGGGCGGACGGAGCGCCCGAGGACAAGACGGGUCACCAGAUGGAGCAGGCCUCAGAGAUUGCCCGCACCUGCCACGAGUCCUACGCCCGCACCACCCUGAAGCUGGGCCCGGAGGCGUUCAGGUUUGACGGAGGCGUGGAGGCCAUCGCCACGCGGCAGAACGAGAAGUACUUCAUCCUGAGGCCAGAGGUCAUCGAGACCUACAUGUACAUGUGGAGGUUCACCCACGACCCUAAGUACAGGGAGUGGGGCUGGGAGGCCGUGCAGGCUCUGGAGAAGCACUGUCGUGUGGAGGGGGGCUACAGUGGAGUGCGGGACGUCUACGCCUCCAGCCCCAACCAUGAUGACGUCCAGCAGAGCUUCUACCUGGCCGAGACACUCAAAUACCUGUACCUGCUCUUCUCUGAUGAUGACCAUCUUCCCUUGGAGCACUGGGUGUUCAACACCGAGGCCCACCCCCUCCCUGUCAUUAAGAAGGAGAUGACAGACACAGACAAGCCCAGCCAGCAGGAGUAGAGUGGUCCUCCUGGAUCACCCCCUGACCUGACCCCUCCCACCACCAAACUCCUCUACCCCCUCCCUUUCUGAGCAGUGGACGGAACUGUCUCUUACUCCUCCCCCACCAUGGGUGGAUCUCACCCAGGCAGGCCGCUUCCCUGGCAGACUGGACUCUCCUGUUUUGGAGUCCCUGACCAGACCAGAUGGAACCGGACCGGCUGCCUGCCUCUCUAGAGGCAGACUGCCCCCUACUGGGGACUGGGAGGAACCACCUCAUCCAAGAGUUCUCCUCUUGUCAUCUUGUAAAGCUAGUCUGCAUGCUCCCCUCCCGCCCAGUGCUGUAAAUCUACACUCCUCUGUGAGGAGAACAGGACACUCUGCGCUGUAACAUUUGCUGUCACUCCAAAAAAAAGCCAUACUGAUUUGAAGACAGCUUUGUCAUUUAUUUUCUUUCGUUCUUUCCACCAUAUGGGGUAUGUGUUUGUGGGUGUGACUGACAAUAGAUCAAUGUCAAUCAACAUAUCACGUUUGUGUCGUUCUUAUCGUAAGUAUGAUUUUAGUCACACUUUAACAAUGGACCAUUUAGGUGGAUUUCUGUUAAAGACCCAGAGCUUGGUUCUCACCUGCUUGAUAGUCAAAUCUUAACUAGUGCCUUUCAGUCUAAUAUGGUCUAUCAAAUAAGCAGUUCAGGCAAAUGGCAAGGUUUUUAAUUUAAACCAGUAGGUAGGUACCACAUUGUUCAGAUGGCAUUGUUGAUUGAGUGCUUAGUCACCUCCUCUACCACACUGACAUCUAGUGUUGAACACCAGUAAUACACCAGUCCAGUCAGAUGAGUGUAGCAGGUCCACAUACAGUAUUAAAGGAGAUGAAGUACCUUGAUGGGAAAAGACCUGCACUGAGAACAACCUCUGUUUAAAGAAGUAGAAAUGUUGACCAUCUAUCUGUUCCCUUCCUCCUGAAGUAUGGAACGUGUGGACAGUAGAGUUCAUUCCUUCUACCAACAUGUCAUCAAUUCAUUCAGCCUAGUCUGUUUGUCAGAGCUUUGUUUCCCAACCCCACCCCCAUCAUCAUGUUCCUUUUGUUUUUUAAUUGACAAAGUUGACAUGUGCUUUGUUUGUUUGUUUGUUCCUUUAUUACAGGUGGUAGAGACAUUAAUCCAUGUGAUGUAAAAUAGUUCCUUCGCUGUUAAUUUAUUCCAUAGUACAUAGGAAGGAAGGUUUGGAGCAGGCACCUAGGUGGCGCUGUGGAGAGAAUGGGCCCUGUGUUGUUGUUUAGGUGGAUUAUUUGGGAGAUGGGAGGGAGACAGUGUGGGGGAGACAAGGGCAGAAUCAGACCAAGAAUUUGGUAGUCAAUCAUAUGUAACGAAUGCAUCGUAUGAAUGUACCAUCAAAUGUGAACUGAAGAUUAUUUGACCUUUUGUUGUUCUCAAUUUGUUUGUUGAGAUUUUUUGUUGUUCCUUUCUUCUGGACAGCACAAAAUGCUGAAACAAUGUGUUGUGGUACCCAGAGCAAUCUAUUUAAAGAGGUGGAACAUUGAGGUUCCUGCAUUAUGAGGCAUUUACAUGACACCUCAACAUUCUAUGGCAGCCAUGUUAGUUCCCCAUUAAUGUUACAUAGGGAAUAUUUAAAUAAUGAUAUGUAACGGAAUGUCUAGAAUAAGAAAUAUUCCAAAUUCGUACAGUUUGCCCAACUCUCUAAAAUAUAUGGCUCUGGUGGUACCGAUCAGAGGAAGCUGUUACUCACAUAUGAACAUACAUAUAUACAUGCUGAAUACUGUAUAAAGACAAGAUGAUAAAUACAUCGAAGUGGUCACACUGUACAUGCAUAUCGUAUUCAGAAGUACACACUCCAACACACUUAUGAACAUGGAAGUUUAUGGACACUCAGAAAUGGAUGUUCAGGUGACCACAGGACCCAUCAAACCGCUCUGUUGUCUCAUCAUAAAGGCAAAGUUAAAGGGGAGCGGAUUUGUAUGAAACAAUGUCUCGUGGUCCUGUUCUUCUGUAGUGUACAUCUUUCACAGUCAGGGGGCACUGAUGUCCACAUACAGUACAUCUUAUUUGGAAAUAAACGGGGUAGGAUCAAGAGGUCUUGAAGAAGGGCCUUCAUCAUGGUUGAAGUCAUUUUCUUACAUUAGAGGAUUGACCAGACAAGAGGUUGGAGAUGCUGAUAUCUGCCCACUACUGGAGCCAAACUCUGCUUUCUAUAGCAUUCUUUAAGACAUAAUAAUAAUACCUGUUUAUCUUACUGGAGGAAGCAAUGUUAAUGAGGGAAACUGUGAUAUCCAUGUAGGCUUACAUCCCUACCACCUAGUUCAGUUCGGUAGCCAUUCCGGUUCCAGGGAAGAGCGUCACUAUACACUGUGAUACACUGUAGAUAUGAAAUUGCUGCAUUCACCAUCUCUGCACUGUCUGAGAGCCUAAGUGUUUCUCCUGACUGUUGCAGCUUUAGGGAGCAGCAGAGAUUACUCGUAGUGAUACUGAGAAACUUCAAGUCGCUGUAAAAUGCUAACACAUGACAUAUGAACCAUUUCCUUUCAUCUUUGUUUCAGAUAUGCAGACUAGAAGACGUGCUGUUCAUUUCAAAGUGACUUUGUGGUUGAAUAUUGUGUUGAUGAUCUCUCACAUUACAAUGCCUUUUAUUUGUGAAUCUAUUGUUCAUGGUUUUGUGAAACAACCUCAAAAAUGUAAACGGUACAAUAAUGCUGAUAAUCAUUCCAUUGCACAUAGUUUAUUUUGGUUUAUAUGCAAGUUUAAUUUUGUGAGGAAUUGUUCUGUUCUGUUUUUUUGUGUGUGGUUUGUUAUUGAAAUGUAAAUAUUCCAUUCUUGCAAAUAUGCCAUUCUACAUUUAUAUAAAUCUUAUGAGCUUAAAUGAUAUUAAUGAGCAGCAAAAUGUUUCAUAAACUAUAUUUGUUACACUUCUAUUGUGAAUAAAACAAUCUUUA
Messenger RNA from Salvelinus namaycush (lake trout), 4980 nucleotides. RefSeq names its product mannosyl-oligosaccharide 1,2-alpha-mannosidase IA-like. Gene Ontology annotation, molecular function: calcium ion binding; mannosyl-oligosaccharide 1,2-alpha-mannosidase activity. Gene Ontology annotation, cellular component: Golgi membrane; endoplasmic reticulum; extracellular exosome. The record is from RefSeq and is a predicted model, not a curated record. The coding region runs from base 187 to 2055 and encodes 622 amino acids. Lineage: Eukaryota; Metazoa; Chordata; Actinopteri; Salmoniformes; Salmonidae. Gene Ontology annotation, biological process: carbohydrate metabolic process; N-glycan processing. The transcript is spliced from 12 exons.